Rhipicephalus microplus (southern cattle tick) is the source of this 2944-nucleotide messenger RNA. RefSeq names its product Nfs1 cysteine desulfurase. NCBI's taxonomy places the organism in Eukaryota, Metazoa, Arthropoda, Arachnida, Ixodida, Ixodidae. Gene Ontology annotation, cellular component: nucleus; mitochondrion; cytosol. Gene Ontology annotation, molecular function: pyridoxal phosphate binding; cysteine desulfurase activity. The record is from RefSeq and is a predicted model, not a curated record. Gene Ontology annotation, biological process: [2Fe-2S] cluster assembly.
GUCUGCGCAAUCAAAUGCAGCCAAUAGUCGCCGUGUGUUGUGUUGUGGUGCGUGUUAUGACUCGUCGCUCCUGCGACUGACCACACACGUGCAACCGGUAUUACUUAAAAUUAUCGAAAUGUUGGCGUUGUUAAGGAAUUUGUCACUUGUGUGGCGGCCGCCGGCGAGAAUCACUUCGCAGAUGACUCUCUGUUCGAUACCUUCGAAGCUCCUAGGCGGCGAGUACGACAUGGCCAUGUCCGUUGAGACGAACGACAUGAGAGCGCUCUACUUGGAUGCCCAAGCGACCACGCCCCUGGACCCACGCGUUCUUGACGCUAUGUUGCCGUACUUUAUCAACAACUACGGAAAUCCGCACUCUCGUACACACGCGUACGGCUGGGAAAGUGAGGCGGCCGUCGAAAAGGCGAGAGGCCAAGUCGCGGCUCUCAUCGGCGCGCAGCCCAAAGAGAUCAUAUUCACCAGCGGCGCCACUGAAUCAAACAACAUAAGCAUAAAGGGCGUCAGUCGUUUCUACGCCGAGAAAAAGAAGCACAUCGUGACGACGCAGACGGAGCACAAGUGCGUGCUCGACUCCUGCCGCGCCAUGGAGGCCGAAGGCUUCGACGUCACCUACCUGCCGGUGAACCGCAACGGCCUCGUGGACGUCAAGCAGCUCGAAGACGCCAUCCGACCGGACACGGCACUCGUGUCGGUGAUGACGGUCAACAACGAGAUCGGCGUCACGCAGCCGAUCGCCGAGAUCGGCGCUGUCUGCCGGAAGCACAGGGUCUUCUUCCACACGGACGCCGCUCAAGCCGUUGGGAAGAUCCGGGUCGACGUCGAAGACAUGAUGGUAGACCUCAUGUCCAUCAGCGGCCACAAGAUAUACGGCCCCAAGGGAGUCGGCGCCCUCUACCUGCGCCGCAGACCUCGCGUUCGCGUCGAAGCGCUGCAGAGCGGCGGGGGCCAGGAACGGGGCAUCCGAAGCGGCACCGUGCCGACGCCGCUCGCCGUCGGGCUGGGAGCCGCUUGCGAGAUCGCCGUAGACGAGAUGGAGUACGACCACCGGCACGUGAGCCGGCUCUCCGACCUAUUAGUCGCACUCAUCACCAGCGAGCUGACGCACGUCGUGCGAAACGGCGAUCCUCAGCGCUCGUACCCAGGCUGCGUGAACCUGUCCUUCGCCUGCGUCGAAGGCGAGAGCCUUCUUAUGGCUAUGAAGGACGUGGCGCUGUCAUCCGGUUCGGCCUGCACUUCGGCGUCGUUAGAGCCGUCGUACGUGCUACGAGCCAUCGGAGCUGACGAGGACUUGGCGCACUCGUCGAUACGCUUCGGCCUGGGCCGCUUCACGUCCGAGGAAGAAGUGGUCUACACUGCGCGCAAGUGCAUCAAGGAGGUCAAGAAACUGCGCGAGAUGAGCCCACUCUGGGAGAUGGUCCAGGAAGGCGUUGACCUAAAGUCGAUCCAGUGGACGCAGCACUGAGACGCCUGCGCUUCUUUGGACUGAGGUGGAAGCUUCAGAAAGAGCAAAAUUAGGCGGACAUGCAUUGAAGACGUAGAAAUGUGCUAUGGUAACGUGUGACGCCACUUGCUCAUUCAGCAAGGCCUGUAAUGUGAAUAGUGGUGGUCUUGAAGUGCUCUACAGGGUGGUCCCCUAGUUUACUGUGGACUUGCCGAGUCUUGUUACUGAAGUAGCCACCAGUGACAUUGUUAGGGAUCUCUGUAUAGCAGUAUCUCCUGUUGCCAUAGGCCUGCAAUGCUGUAUUGCAACUGUAUGCAUUAGAUGCACAGCCUGGCUGCAAAACUAGUAUGUACAAAGCAGCUACAAGAACUGUGUGUUAAACAAAGGAUUAAAAUGUGUAGUGCUCUUCCCAUCAGAUCUGUUCUUGAGUGUAAGAGCGGGAAAAUGCACAACAUUGUAUCGCAUUACGUAGCCACUACUGGUAAUUUUUUCAAUCUUAUUUGAGAACCACAGAAACAGUUGAAGUACCAGAGUAUCAUACGAUACACACUUAAAUGAAAAGGCUCUUUGCAAAAACAUGACAUGAAUAUUUAAAGCACUAUAGCUCUUUCUGGAAGUGCACUUAAGCAAGCCUGUCUUACAGAUGUAAUGCUCCACUUACCAGAGCAAACAGCUGCCCACUCAGUACAGGUUUAGCUAUAUGCGCAAGCUUCAGUAUUCUAGAAAGGCAAAUUUUCUAUGGUAUUUGAACGUAGGCUGUGUCUUGUAAUGUAGUUUCUGAAUCACACUUGUGUAGAGUGGCCCAUUGGCUGCUUGCCUUGUCAUUAUUUUGCAAAAAUAUGCAGAGACCAAUGCCUAAUGAUAUCAAACAUAGUAAUACAGCAUGCUAGGUUCUUGUGCUACAAAUCAAGCUUGAAUGGAAGCUUGUAGCUACUGGCACCCAAAACCACACGCCUGACCGCUGUACACAAGUGUGACUCAGACUGUACAUAUUUCACUGUUAUGUCAGCAGCUCAGCUGUGAUACGUUGUGAUGCUAGUCUGUGUUUGCAUUUCAGUGUGUUUUGGCAGAAAUGAAAGAGCCGUGAACGAAUUUCGUUCGUAUGUACAGUGUAGCUGAAAGUUCAUUUCUCAUUAAACAUUCAUGUAAAGUAUAUUACAUAGUGUGUACACGUAAUUGUAAAUGUUCACUCCAAUAGAGUGCUCUGAGCAUUUGUAGAGUGAGUGCAGCAGAAAGUGUGAGACAAUUUUGAUGUGUCCUAACCUGUGAGUUGUAAAGCAGAUAAUAAACAGGUCCAGGUACCUUCGAUAAUAAGGAAUCUAAUGUUGCUUGUGAAUGACUCUAUAUUAACGUGAUAGCAUUAAAGAGCUCGCUUUGCAUAAAUUCCGGCUUCAGCUUCGUUGAUUGUGAGCGAGAAAUCGUCCUUGCUUGACUGAAAAAUUGAGCAUCUUUGUGUGACCGAACAAUAGAGAAAGAUGCAAAUAAAAUAAAUACUAAAUU